Messenger RNA from Glycine soja, 1572 nucleotides. Its product is annotated as flavin-containing monooxygenase FMO GS-OX-like 8. NCBI's taxonomy places the organism in Eukaryota, Viridiplantae, Streptophyta, Magnoliopsida, Fabales, Fabaceae. Bases 87 to 1460 code for a protein of 457 amino acids. The record is from RefSeq and is a predicted model, not a curated record. Gene Ontology annotation, molecular function: flavin adenine dinucleotide binding; N,N-dimethylaniline monooxygenase activity; NADP binding. The transcript is spliced from 7 exons.
AUAUGAGUAAUUAUACAUAUAAAUAUUUAAACAAGUGCAAUCUGUAUCUUCUACCACUUAUGUAAUCCAUCCCUGUCAAACAAACCAUGGCUUCCGAAACAAACCAGUCCAAGAAUGUGUGUGUAAUUGGAGCUGGACCCUCGGGGCUAUUGGCAGCGAGGGAGCUGAGAAAAGAAGGUCACAAGGUGGUUGUGUUGGAGCAGAACCAUGAUAUUGGAGGUCAAUGGCUAUAUGACCCAAAUGUACAAGAGGAGGAUCCCUUAGGAAGAGACCCUUGGCUAAAGGUGCAUAGCAGCAUCUAUGAGUCUUUAAGGUUCAUGUCUCCCAGAGAGAUCAUGGGGUCAACUGAUUUCCCCUUUUUAGUCAAGAAAGGUAGAGACACAAGGAGGUUUCCAAGCCAUACAGAGUUCCUUCUCUACCUUAAGGACUUUUGUGAAUGGUUUAAGUUGAGUGAGAUGAUCAAGCUCAAUACAAAGGUGCAUUAUGUAGGACCAUUAAAUUAUGGUGUCCCUAGUGAGGAUUUGAAAUGGGUUGUUAGAAGCAAAGAGAACAAGAGUGAGGAGGAAGUUGAACAAGUCUUUGACGCAGUGGUUGUGGCCACUGGCCAUUUCUCUAAUCCUAGAUUGCCCUGCAUUCAAGGAAUGGACACAUGGAAAAGAAAACAAAUGCACAGUCAUAUUUACAGGUCUUCAGAGCCAUUCCGCGGGGAGAUAGUGGUGGUGGUUGGAAAUUUUUUAAGUGGACAAGAAAUAUCAAUGGAACUUGUGAAAGUAGCGAAGGAAGUUCACCUCAGUUCGAAAUCUCUUAUCAUUUUUGAGGGUUUAUCCAAAGUCAUAUCCAAAAACGAGAAUUUUCACCUUCGUCCACAGAUAGACACCCUUCAAGAGGAUGGGACUGUGAUUUUCACGGAUGGUUCCAACAUUAUCGCUGACACUAUUUUAUACUGCACUGGGUACAAUUAUUCUUACCCCUUUCUCGACACCAAAGGAAUAGUUGUUGUGGAUGAUAACAGAGUGGGUCCUUUGUAUGAGCACACUUUCCCACCAUCACUUGCUCCUUCACUUUCUUUUGUAGGCAUCCCCCGAAAGAUCCUGGGGAUCACUUUCUUUGAGUCCCAAGGAAAAUGGAUAGCGCAACUACUGUCUGGGAAAAAAGUUUUGCCAUCAUAUGAGGAAAUGAUGGAAUCCAUCGAGGAGUUCUAUCAUUCAAAUGAAGUAGCUGGCAUUCCUAAACGCUACACCCAUGUGGUUGAUGCCUUUGAUUAUUGUGACAAAUACGGAGAAAAUGUUGGAUUCCCAAAGACAGAAGAAUGGAGGAAAGAGUUGUGCAUAUCAGCUGGAAUGAACGCUUUUGCCAACUUGGAGACAUAUCGUGAUUCGUGGAAUGAUGAUAUUGAUGAGAAGCUUCAGGAGGCCCUUCGAAGUCCUUACUUCACUCAACUUGAACAACUUUCUCUGUAAAACUCGAAUUAAUUAGUAAUAUCUCGUGGGGUUGUGUAACUUAUUCUUAAUAAAAAUGGAGUACAUACAAAAUUGUGAUAUGGAUUGCUAAUUUAAUCUUAUUUUUAUUUGA